Eruca vesicaria subsp. sativa (arugula) is the source of this 189-nucleotide messenger RNA. The record is from the annotation of a GenBank genome assembly. NCBI's taxonomy places the organism in Eukaryota, Viridiplantae, Streptophyta, Magnoliopsida, Brassicales, Brassicaceae.
AUGGACGCCGAUGGAGAAACCAUGGAGGAGACAGCGGUGUGGAUGAGGACUAGAGAGAGAAGCAGAGGAGAACCGAAAAGAAGCUUUAUUAGCGUCAACACAUUCUCGUCAACUUCAUUGUACAAAGUUAUUAAAAGAGCACUAAGCGUAGAAGGAAAGAAAGAGACUCACAAGAUCAAUGAUGGAUGA